AUGGAAGCAUCGAUCUUAGCAUUAACGAUCGAACUGGAAUACAAUCGAGCAGUUGAAGAAGAUCAGAUCAAGAAGCAGCUCGGAAAGCAUCCUAUCGGAAAGAAGCUUCUCGCCACAGGAGCGGGAAUUCCCCAAAUCAAAGAAGCACUAAACGAUCGGCUCAAAGAGGAUCAAAUCAAGAGGAAGCUAUUGGAACUCCCCAUCGGAAGAAAACUUAUGGAUAAAGGAUGCAGCAUACAACAAAUUCAGAAAGCAGCACGAGAACUGGAUCAGAAGUCCAAGAACGACCAAUUCAGGAAGAAACUCACGGGUCGACUCAUUGGGAAAGAACUUAUCGACAGGGGAUUCAAGCCAUCCCAAAUCAAAGAAGCCGCAGACGUCCAGCUAAUGACGUUAAAAGAAGCAAGCAUCAAGAAGAAACUCCAAGGCCACCCAAUCGGGAAGAAACUUCUUGCUGCAGGAUUCGAAACAUCCGAAAUUAUGAAAGCAGCAGCGGAACGAGACGAGGAGCUAAAAAAGGAAGCCAAGCUCAAGGAGAAACUCCAGAAUCACCCCAUAGGGAAGAAACUUCUAUCCACAGGAUUGGCGAUCCCUCGGAUCAUGGAAGAAGUCAACAAACGAUUCGCUCGAUUGACGAAGCGACAGACUACAGUAUCAGCAGAUCGUCAAGAAGCACAGAUGAAGGAACUCGAUCAAGAAUCCUCACGGACAUCCACUACAAGCAAACGAUCGAGCAACCCUAAUCGGGAACGAACGGACUCACACGUCAGGAAUCAGAAGGCAACCACGGACACUUCUCCAAGCAAGACCUAUUCGGAACGGUCGUGGACGAAGCCACAGAGCAAACCCUCAGACAGCGCAAAUUGGCGCACUCAGGCAUACCAGGAACUGCAAAGGCAGACAAAUCGUGGUUUGGCAUGGCCAAACAAACGACGGUGA
Molecule: messenger RNA, 939 nt
Organism: Heterobasidion irregulare TC 32-1
Lineage: Eukaryota; Fungi; Basidiomycota; Agaricomycetes; Russulales; Bondarzewiaceae
Exons: 1
Coding region: 1-939 (312 amino acids)
Source: RefSeq, a predicted model, not a curated record